Molecule: messenger RNA, 3392 nt
Organism: Hyaloscypha bicolor E
Lineage: Eukaryota; Fungi; Ascomycota; Leotiomycetes; Helotiales; Hyaloscyphaceae
Exons: 22
Coding region: 61-2982 (973 amino acids)
Molecular function (GO): ATP binding; ATP-dependent chromatin remodeler activity
Source: RefSeq, a predicted model, not a curated record
GCUUCUGAUAGCUCAUCAAGCGGCCAGGAAAUAGGAUCUUCAACUCAAGUAAUGAUCCCAAUGUCCAACGAACCAGGAACAAAGAUAGCAGAGCCUAGAAGAGCUUCCUAUGAUGCACCAACUGCUCCCGAGCCUUGCCCCGCGAUCAAGAAUGCAGACAUUGAGAUGACAGAUGAAUGGUCCCAUCACGACUCAUGUAGGAAGCAAAAGAAUCGCACACCGUCUGAUUCAUCUCAAGGCGAUGCGUACAAUGCAACGCCAGUUUUGGUCAAAUUUGAGAAAGUUGAUAUCAAGACCGAGGUCGAGUCUCAGAUCAAAGCUGAGUUCGAGCCUGAAGCUGGUAGUCCCAAGAUCUCCGACAUUACUGAGCCAGCCCAGAAGCAGAACGAAAACGAAGGGGGAGCAAAAACAGCAAAGCAGCCUCGCAGAACCCCAGCAAAGACUGCAUUCGAGUAUCACAAACGCAAACAAGAGGAUUCAAUUGGCGGCAUUCGGAAGGUCAGAAAAACCGUUCGAAAUGUGGAUCCUGAAAAAUUGCUUCAUAGCAUAUCCCAUCAAGACCCAGUCACUGCCUAUAAUGCAGGUCCAAGCAACGGAGCAGCGCCCGCAAUGGCCGUCUCAACGAAGAAGGCCUUUUUUCAGGAAAUUCUUUCCAGUUGUAAGGACAAAGACGCUUUUCAAAAGUUUAAGACCGACUUGAACAUUUUAGACGAAGAGAGCAGAAGUUUCGGCUUCAAACGAAUGCAAAUGAAAAAUGGCAUGUGGCAAUUGAAAGGGAUGAAGUCGCCUGUCUAUCACUACCAGAUGAGCGGCGCUGCUUGGAUGGUAAAAUGCGAAUGUUCUUCAGAAGGCCCUUUGGGGGGGAUUCUUGCUGAUGCAAUGGGUCUUGGAAAGACCGUUACAAGCAUUACGACCAUGAUGGCAAACCCUCCGCCACCAGAUCUCAAGAAAAAGUUCCAGAGAACCACUCUCAUCAUUGUUCCCCGAAGCGUGCUUCAUCAAUGGAAGGCCGAGCUAGAGACGCACGGCAAAUUCAAAAAAGUUCUCAUCUACAACAACUCAGAUACAGACAACAACAUGCCUCGUAGAAUAGUCUAUAAUGAGGUCGUGUUGACGACAUACAAUGUGAUCCGCAUGAACUUCCCUAAUUUGGACAACGAGACCAUGGAACGACUAUGCAACCGGGCGGCUGAGGAAGAGAGGAGUUUGACCGAAGUCAUCCAAGAUUGGGUUACGGAGAAAAAGAAAGACGCUGGAUGUUUACAUAAUAUUCAUUGGUAUCGAAUCAUUCUUGAUGAAGCCCAUUUCAUUAAAAACCCUUCAGCCAAGACGACUCUCGCAGUGCUGGCGCUGAAAAGCCAUUAUAGAUGGGCUCUAAGCGGAACACCAGCACAAAACGGCCCUGAAGAUUAUUAUCCCUUAUUCUGCUUCAUCCGAGACCCCGAGAUAUCGAAGUUAACUUUCUCAGAUUAUCGAGCUGAGUUCUGUGGCCCCGAACAAACGGAAAAACUAGGAUUGGCUAUUUCGAAAGUCACAAUCUGUCGCACAUUAGAGGAUUCGCUCUUUGGAAAGAAAUUGGUGAAUCUUCCUCCUCCCCACACAGAACCCGUAACAGCAAAGACUUCAGAUGCAGAACGCCUUCUCUAUACAGAAAUUUCAGCGCGCCUGGUAGAGCUUGGCAAAGGGAAAUUGGAUGAUGAUAAUCCGCAGAAAGAAUUGUCAAACAGACUUGCACAAAUUACGUGCUUGAGACAAUUGACCGCACAUCCCGAUCUCAUCGAAAAGGAUAUUCUGCUUAUGUUCGAUCUCAAACAUCUUCAAGAUCUGCAGGACAAAUUGAGCAAGGUAGAGCGCACAGGAAAGUCUCGAGUUCUUUUAGACAUGAUGCAAGAUCGAGUUAAGAAUUGGGUGGCUCGAAAGAAAGCAAGUAAAGGCCGAAGACGACCUGUACAGAGGAGAAAGUACUGCAUUCAAUGCAAACAUUCUGAGACCGAAGACCUUUGGAUUAUUUCCAUAUGUAGACACCUCAUUUGCACAGAUUGCUUGGACAAUCUCGAAGAGACAGUCGAGGACGAUGAAGUGGCUAAGUCUUGUCCUCGAUGCCAAUCGACUUUCUACACCCACAAUGUCAAAGAAUGCCAAGCUCAUAGCAUGAAAAAAUCCAAACGUUCAACUUCGGGCAAUAAAGGACGAGACGCUUUAAAAUUCAGACCAUCGCCUGCGGGUGCGACAGACUGGCUGAAACGACUCGACACUAAAAAAAGUCGUCUUCAACUCCUCCCAACUACCAAACUGACCGAAAUCAUUGACAGGAUUCUUAGUUGGAAAGAGGAGUACCCCAGAGACAAAUGUACCAUCUUCACACAGUGGAACCAUUUCGCUGUCAUCCUUGGCGUGUUGCUUCAGAAAGAGAAGAUAAAAUUUGUCUACAUCACUGGAAGUAUGACCUCGCAGCAGAGAACUCGAGCGGUUCAAGAAUUUCAUGGAAAUAAACAAGUUCAUGUAAUGAUCAUGGGCUUGAAGGCUGGAGGCCUUGGUUUGAAUCUAACCUGCGCAAACAGAGGAAUUCUUGUGGACCGGUGGUGGAACGAAGCCGUAGAAAACCAGGCGCAUGGACGGAUCUAUCGAAUUGGCCAAAAGAAGCCGACAACGUUCGUGACAAUUGUUGUUGAAGAUACGGUAGAUGACGAUGUGGUCGAUGUGCAAAGAGAGAAGCAAGAAGGUAUCAAUUCGGUCAUGGAAAUCCUCAGUAAGGAGCAGGAGGCUCGCCUUGAUCGACAUGGAGUGACGAACACGGAAGAAGACGGCGUGAGUAAUAGUUCAGAAAGUGGCGAUGAUGAAUCCAUGGAAAACCUUCAAGACGAAUAUGAUGACGAAAAUGAAGAUGAUGACGAAGUCAUGGAUGAAACGGAUGAGGAUGAGAUUACCGAGGAGGAUGAAUCUGAUGGAGACAUCGAAAGUGACGAGGACGAUGGAUCUUGAACAUUGAAGCACGGGGUGAUGGCAUUUGAGUCUGAAACUUUUGCUAUUUUAGAGAGAGGAUCUCGGAAUGACUCUUAACCGUCCAGAACAUUUCUUUUAUACUUCUAUUUCGACCAAAAGAAGAUAACUAAAACGAUCAAGACAGAGGAUUUCAGCAUUAGCCAUGUCAACCAAUCCCAAAUGCUUGGAAAUCCGAUACUCCAGAUCAUAUGGCAUUUACAGGGAACACAUGCAAGCCUUCAAUAAGGCUGCUAUUUGGUGGAUUUCACAUUCAUCGAAAUUGGGUCUUGAUGGGAUAUUCAACAUAUCCAUUUCAUAUCUCGAGGGGUUUCCGAGAUCUAUGUACAUUAAAGGGCAUGGGCAAUCUGGGGGGGUUACAGGCGAAAAUAACAAACAUAUUUACAAAUGAG